UCUGUGGUGAGGCUGUGUAGAGAGAUCUCGCUCACUCGACCACAUGUUGUUUCACGCAUAACUUUAAAAACUGAAAGAAACUCUGCUUAGAACUCAAAUUAAUGGAAACCUCUGAUUUGGUUCUGCCAGAUGAGACCAUGACUGGAAUGGUUGGUGCAGAUGCUCCUGAAAACGGGGGUGCCACAUCUAUGGAAAUGCAAGCCUCUGAUUCGGAGUGGUCAGUGGAUCCAGGACAAAACCAGGCCACUACGGACCAGCAGAUCUCAGAAAAUGGGUGUUUAAAAUCAACAGCAGAGCAAAAAUCUAGUCUCUCUGAGGAGAAUGUCAUGGAACAGGCCAAUAAUACUACUUUAUUCACUGAAAAUCAGCUAGAAACGAAUGGACACAAUUCAGAAAGUAGUCUUAAAGAGCUAGAGCAGCCGAGCGGCACUGACAGCACUGAAAGCCCUGUAAAUAUGGAGCUAGAGGAUGCUCAAAAAGUGGAAAAUGCAGCUGAGGCUGCCCCGGUGCCAGAAGAACCUGUUCCCUCUGAAUUUGAGAGACUCUAUAAAGUAGUAGAGGACAACCCUGAAGACUUUAAUGGCUGGGUCUACCUCCUGCAGCAUAUCGAACAAGAGAACAACCUAUUGACUUCUAGAAAGGCAUUUGAUGCCUUUUUUCUACACUAUCCAUACUGUUAUGGCUACUGGAAGAAAUAUGCAGACAUCGAGAAAAAACAUGGUUGCAUUCAAGUAGCAGAUGAGGUCUAUCGUAGAGGUCUGCAGGCCAUCCCGCUAAGUGUGGACCUUUGGCUGCAUUACAUAACCUUCUUAAAGGAGAACCAAGAUACCAGUGAUGGAGAAGCAGAGAACCGCAUACGCUUGGCAUACGAGCAUGCAGUCCUUGCCGCGGGUACAGACUUUGGGUCAGAUCGUCUAUGGAAUGCUUAUAUUACCUGGGAAACGGAGCAGAAUAACCUGGCCAAUGUUACUGCAGUUUAUGACCGUAUUCUGGGUAUUCCAACUCAGCUGUACUCUCAGCACUUUCAAAGGUUUAAAGAUCAUGUACAAAACAAUCAUCCUAAGCACUUCCUAUCUGAAGAGGAGUUUGUUCAACUGCGGUUGGAGCUGGCAGCUGCCAAUAAGCCCACUGGAGAGGGAGAGGAGCAAACCCCUGAUGAGGAGCUUCCACCCGGCACAGAAGACCUUCCUGACCCAGCCAAGAGAGUCACAGAGAUUGAGAACAUGCGGCAUAAGGUGAUUGAGACACGGCAAGAGAUAUUUAACCAGAAUGAGCAUGAAGUUAGCAAGCGUUGGGCCUUUGAAGAAGGGAUCAAACGGCCAUAUUUCCAUGUGAAACCCUUGGAGAAGACUCAGCUCACUAACUGGAGGGAGUAUCUGGAUUUUGAGAUUGAGAACGGGACACCUGAGCGUGUUGUGGUUCUGUUUGAGCGCUGCCUGAUUGCCUGUGCCCUUUACGAGGAGUUCUGGCUAAAGUAUGCAAAGUACCUUGAGAGCUACAGCAUCGAAGGAGUGAGACAUGUGUUCAAGAAAGCAUGCACCAUCCAUCUACCCAAGAAGACCAUCAUCCAUGUUCUCUGGGCAGCGUUUGAAGAGCAACAAGGGAGCGUUGAGGAGGCUCGAGGCAUCCUGAAGGCUUUAGAGGAGGCAGUUCCUGGGCUGGCCAUGGUGCGACUACGGCGUGUAAGCCUAGAGCGGCGUCACGGAAACUUGGCUGAAGCUGAGGCUCUGCUGCAGGAUGCCAUUAUUAAUGCAAAAAACGCCAGCGAAUCAUCUUUUUACUCUGUAAAACUAGCCAGGCAAUUUGUAAAAGUCCAAAGGAGUAUUGAAAAGGCUAAAAAAGUACUGCUAGAGGCCAUCGAGAAAGAUCAGACUUGUCCCAAGCUGUACCUGAACCUUCUGGAGCUGGAGUACAGUGGAGAUGUGCAGCAGAAUGAGGCAGGGAUUCUGGCAUGCUUUGACCAAGCGCUUAACAGCUCAAUGCCUUUAGAGUUGUGUGUCACUUUUUCUCAGCGGAAAGUGGAAUUUCUUGAGGACUUUGGCAGUGAUAUAAACACGCUUGUAGCUGCGUAUGAUUAUCAUCAGAAGCUUCUGAAAGAGCAAGAGUCUACAAAGAGAAAAGCAGAGAAUGGAUCUGAAGAACCAGAUUCAAAGAGACAACGCAUGGAUGAUGGAGCAGCAGCAGCCCAAAUGACACCUGACAUGCAGGCUGCCCAAGGAUACAAUUAUAACAAUUGGUAUCAGCAGUACAAUUCCUGGGGAACACAAAACACCUGGGGUCAGUAUGGACAGUAUAACCAGUACUACCCCCCACCCCCCACAUGAUGACCUGCAUUGUGAACAAAGCUACAAAAGUUUUUACCUAUUCUCACUGCGUUUUCUUGACGUUCUGAUACCUUCAUGACUCAUUACUUUGUGUUCUGAGCAUGAGUUGGAAAUGAAAUGUCCUUCUGUGAAAGUGUGAAGUUGAAUUUUAGCUUGAUUUAGUGUCAUCUCUUUUGAAAUGUCAUUGUUUAUUAGAUUUACAUUUGUAUUGAGGGGUAUGAAUACUUCUUUGAAACUGUCUCUGCCCUUAAAUGCCACAUUUUCAGAGCCAAAUGUGAAUUAAAGGCUUUUAUUUUGACCUGAUUUCAUAAUAAAGAGGUGGUUGAGACUGUUAUUGGUUUUA
This is a messenger RNA of Trichomycterus rosablanca, 2667 nucleotides long. It is a transcript of the gene prpf39, whose product is annotated as PRP39 pre-mRNA processing factor 39 homolog (yeast). Gene Ontology annotation, molecular function: pre-mRNA 5'-splice site binding; protein binding. Gene Ontology annotation, cellular component: commitment complex; U2-type prespliceosome; U1 snRNP. Gene Ontology annotation, biological process: mRNA 5'-splice site recognition; RNA processing. The record is from RefSeq and is a predicted model, not a curated record. The transcript has 14 exons. Bases 102 to 2324 code for a protein of 740 amino acids. Lineage: Eukaryota; Metazoa; Chordata; Actinopteri; Siluriformes; Trichomycteridae.